Molecule: messenger RNA, 387 nt
Organism: Westerdykella ornata
Lineage: Eukaryota; Fungi; Ascomycota; Dothideomycetes; Pleosporales; Sporormiaceae
Exons: 1
Coding region: 1-387 (128 amino acids)
Source: RefSeq, a predicted model, not a curated record
AUGAGCCGCAUACAUAGAGUGAACGACCCUAAUCACGCAUCGUGGUCAUCCCCACCGACGACACCAAUCAUCAACCCGGGCCGCCGCCCAAUAAAACAACUCAAACGGACAAGCCCCAAGACCAACGGAUGUACAGCACCAACAUCUCCGGCUGUACAUGCCUCCUCGGACCUACGCGCCUGCCAUGUCUGCCACAGCGCUCCCAAACGGAAACGCGAUCUGGAGAACUACCUCGAAUGCCAAUCCUGCUCGCAACGUGCCUGCUUCAUCUGCGCUCGCGAGUGCGCCGCCGGCUGCCACAAGCAAAUCUGCAGUCGGUGUUCGGUGGAAGUGGGAAAAGAAGGAAACACAUGGUGUCUGGGCUGUUUCCAAGGCCCCGGAACUUGA